Molecule: messenger RNA, 1049 nt
Organism: Leptidea sinapis
Lineage: Eukaryota; Metazoa; Arthropoda; Insecta; Lepidoptera; Pieridae
Exons: 5
Coding region: 135-1031 (298 amino acids)
Source: RefSeq, a predicted model, not a curated record
UUUCGCCUCUUGGUCUUUUUGAGAUCUUUGUUCACCAGUGCCAACUACUACUUACAAAUCAUACUUGGUGGAUUCCAGAGUCACCGGUGUGGUUACUUUACAACAGGAAGGUUCCAAAAGCAGAAAAAAUAUUGAUGGAUGCUGCCAAAAUAAACCAGAUAGUGUUAUGCAGCGAUUUUAAAAUAAGGCCAGUUGAUCAAAGAGCUUAUUGCUGCUUGGAAGAAGAUUGGAGUUGUCUGACAAUAUUAAAUACAUUUAAUAUAAGAGUACUCGUGCUCGUCAGCCCGUUGCUUUGGAUGCUGCAUUAUUCAUUAUGGACGUAUUUACACAUCAAAGUAUACAGCCAUGCCCUCAAGAUGAAGCUGUUAGAAGUUGUCGCCAGCGCACUUUUUAUUGGUGUUCUAAGUUUUGGUUUGGCGAAGAUAUUCAAACUAAGAUAUGUGUUGGUGAUUAACAUAUUGUUGAUGGGUUCUUCAACUGCAGCAUUUGUGUUUUUGGAAAGAGUUAAUAUCGACAGAACUCUCUUGGACUUGUUAUCAACCAUCGGCUGGGCUUCAGGACUAGUUGGCAAUUCCUUGCUUAUAAACAUAACGCCCAGAAUAUUUGCUGUGAACACAAGAGCGUCGGUAUUUGGCUGCUGUCAUGCUUUCGGUCAAAUUGGGGCAAUAGUCUGCUAUCUUGUCUGCACGCUGACAACUGUAGAUGACAUUGUAUUUAUUGUGACAGUUCUGGCAGUGACAUUAGUGAUGGCCACCCUCUGUUUGUUGUUACCGGAUGUCGAUAAAAGGGAACUACCGGAUACUAUGAUGGAUACGGAUUAUUUUUCAGAAUUAUCAAAACCAUUGCGAUGGGUUUCACAAAAAACCAAAUCGCCGUCGUACGAGGAAAAAGAAAUGCGAAUUCAUUCUUUCGGCAGUGGCGGCCACAAUGUCUCCGUAAACACCAACUCUCGAGAUAACCUGCCAGCACAACGUAUUGGUUUUCGAAAAGUUCUGGAUGUUUCUCUUUGUCCGACAUUUUGUAGAAAAUAGUUGUAUAUUUCUAUUACA